UAAAUUUAUUAAGAAUUUCAAGUAAUAUGAUUAAAACUUAUUUUUCUUUUCAGUUUUCUGUUAUCAUAUUUUUGAUAUUCAUUGUUGAAUUAGCUGUUGGAAUAUCUGCCUAUGUAUUCAGAAAUAAAAUAUCUGAUAAUAUAAAGAGUGUUUCUAAAGAUUUAUUGGAAAACUAUAAUAAAGAUGCAAGUGACAAAGACUUUUGGGAUGACAUACAAACAACGUACAACUGUUGUGGUAUUGAUGGCCCAAGAGAUUGGAAUGGAACCUUUCAUUUUCCUGACCUACCUAGUUCAUGCUGUGUUAAAAAUGAAACAACAUGUACAUAUGAAAGUAAAAGUGUUCGAGUUGAGGUAUGUAUUAUUAUUAAAUUAAUUUAAAGUAAUAGAAUUAUU
Messenger RNA from Centruroides sculpturatus (bark scorpion), 395 nucleotides. RefSeq names its product tetraspanin-7-like. NCBI's taxonomy places the organism in Eukaryota, Metazoa, Arthropoda, Arachnida, Scorpiones, Buthidae. The transcript has 3 exons. Bases 27 to 380 code for a protein of 117 amino acids. The record is from RefSeq and is a predicted model, not a curated record. Gene Ontology annotation, cellular component: membrane.